Belonocnema kinseyi is the source of this 3313-nucleotide messenger RNA. Its product is annotated as clavesin-2. Gene Ontology annotation, cellular component: membrane. The record is from RefSeq and is a predicted model, not a curated record. Lineage: Eukaryota; Metazoa; Arthropoda; Insecta; Hymenoptera; Cynipidae. The coding region runs from base 164 to 1111 and encodes 315 amino acids. Gene Ontology annotation, molecular function: phosphatidylinositol bisphosphate binding. The transcript is spliced from 5 exons.
CCUUGAAUUUAAAACUAAACAAGUUUCUUCAACUAUAACUAAAAUUAAAAAUAAUACUUAUUCAGUAGUGCGUAAAUAUAUUUUUUUCUCUGCUGAGAGUGAAAGUGCAUCAAUCGUAUUUAUGGGCAUUGUUACAUAUGUAGCGAUUAGAUAAAAAAAGACAAUGGGAAUGGGUACGCAGCAAAACCUGGAUUACAAAUGUGGAUUAAGUCUGGACCUGCAGGUAGUUGCAAGGGCCGAAUUGAGGGAAGAUAUUAACACACGGGAACAGGCCUUAGAAAAAUUUCGAGAAUGGAUAGCAAAACAUCCUUCAAUCAAAAACUGUCGAACGGAUGCAGUUUUUCUUCUCAGGUUCCUCAGAACGAAGAAAUUCAGUCUACCACUAGCCGAAGAAAUGCUAGAGCGAUAUCUCACUAUGAGACAACUCUACCCUGACUGGUUUCAAAAUUUAGACAUUAAUGAUCCCGAUCUUGAGGCUAUUAUUGAUAGUGGAUACCUGGUUCCACUUGUGGAAAGGGAUGAACAUGGGCGAAAAGUAAUUCUAUCUUGUGCUGGACGUUUUGAUCCUUAUAAGUAUACCUCAGCACAAAUGGCACGGGCCCACAGCAUUGUGGUUGAAGCUCUUAUGGAUGAAGAAGAAAAUCAAGUUCAAGGAUACACACAUGUAAAUGACGAAUCUGGACUUACUAUGGGUCAUCUCAGUGCUUGGUCUUUAACAGACAUUCGAAACAUGCUAAGGUGUAUUCAAAAUACGACUCCAAUGCGUCACAAAGAAACCCAUUUAAUUAACAUCCCUAGUUGUGCAACCAAGAUCAUCGAGUUCGCUGUCUCUCUUCUCAAUGAAAAACUUAAGUCUCGUAUAUACAUUCACAAAAGUAUAGAUGAUCUCAAAAAGGCUGUCAAUCCGAAAAUUUUGCCAAAAGAAUAUGGCGGAAAAAUUCCCCUUUCGGAAAUGAUUGAUUCAUUCAAAAAAAUUUUACGAGCAAAAAGAGAAGAGCUGAAAGCACUGGAUGACAUGUACAUCGAACUAUCACCAAAGGAUACUUGUUCCACACAAAGUGAAGGUUUAGGUGGGAUUCCUGGCUCAUUUCGAAAACUAGAAGUAGAUUAAACAGCUACAUUCAAUUUAAUUUAUUUUUAAGACAGUUUUCAUGAAUAUGGAUAUUUCUUUUCUUUUGAACUCCUAAAAUCAUUAAAUAGUCAAGUCGCGAUACUUUAGACAUGUAUCUUCCAAUAAUAUUUGACACAUUUACAAGUUUUGCAUAUAAAAAAACUAGCUUAUUAUACUUAUUGACAUUUUUUACAUUGUUUUGAUAGAGUUUAUUUAUCAGAUUCAGUAUCAGGUUCUUUGGAAGUUGAUUGAAGCUUCGCAAUAUUUUUCUUUUGCGUCUGGGUUAAACACAAAUAUUCUAAAUGGUUGCCUCAGUUUUUGUUCGUAUUUUUCUUGUUUUAAGAGACGUAUUUUGUGUAUUAUUGUUAGUGUGAGAUAUAUUGAUAGAUUAAGUUUUGAUAUAUUUUUAUAACGAUUCUCAGAAACCAUUCUGCUGGUGGUAUCAGUUACCUUCUUUUAAUAAGACGUUAUUCACAAAAGUGCCUUACGUUAUAAAAAGCACUUACAAUUUAUAGCUGUAAUUAAACCAUAAAUAUACUAUAUAUAUUCAAGAAAUAAGUUUUGCACAGUCAAGAAUACAAGUACAUUACAGACGAUGGUGAUAGUAAAUAAUAUAGUAUUGUAAAUAAAGUACUUUCAACGAAAUGUCUAAAAUUACGGAAUUUUCCGCAAGACUAACCCCUUUUCCAGCUCAAUCAGGGCUCACGUUACGGAAAAUUCCAUAAUACUAGCCCUAGCGAUAUACUUGACCAGUUAGUUUUACGGGAAAUUCCGUAAUACUAGUCAGUGUCUAUUUUCAAUAUCAUUUUGAUCCAAAAUGCAAUUGAUUUCAAUUUUCAACUACUUAUUUUAUAAGGAGUCAUUUAAUUUUUUUUUAUUUUGAUUAUAUAUUUUCUGUGAAACUUUAUCACUCUAGGCUUUUUUUUUGUUUACGAAGACGUAUUUAAUCAGGUAAAUUUACAUUUUUUUAUCGUAUAUUUUUAGCCUCCAUGGUAACUUAGUUCAAGAAUUCUUUUUUAAUUUAAAUAAUAGCGAUUAAUUUUAUUCUUUUAUGUCAUGUAAAAAGAUUUGAACAAGCAAAAAUUAUUCAUAUUUUUGUGCAACAUAUGCGACGUUUAAAAUCUUUUUAAAAGAAAGAAGAACUAGUUCAUGCGAACUAUGAAUAGAUUAUUGCAUUGUUUUUAGAUUUUUAAGGCAAUUAUUCAUUUUGUACUAAUUAAAGUUAAACUACAUCGUUCAUUUUUAUUAAAAAUGCACCAAAAAUGAUGCAAAUAAUGAACAAACAGAUAUGAAAACAGAUACAUACAUAUUUGAAAAUUUUAGAUACAUUUUAAGAUCAUUAAGAUAUAAGUUAUAAUAUCUGAAAAUACGAGAACUGCGAAUGCAUUGAUUCUCAAAAUAAUUAAAUGCAGCAAACAUGAAUUUGAAGAAAAUAAAAAUAUUUAUAAUUGUUAGUUCCCUAAUAAAUUCAUUUUUAAUUAGACGGAAUCCCUUGUUUAACUUUUUAGAAAAUAUAUCUAAAAAAACAGCGUGGUUUGAUUAGUAGAGGGAACAUUUCAUUUUAAAAUAUUUGACGACUUCUAUAAAAAACUCUUUAUUAAAUUAUUUAUAUAUACAAGAAGAGAAAACUAUUUUGAGUGAAUUUCACAACUUUUUUAUUUACAUAGAUUUAGACUUCGACUUCAGGCUUUUUUCGUUUUAGAGAAUUAGAUAUAGCUUCUAACAAUUUGACAGCUGCAUCGUGCGAUACAAUUUUUUUGGUUCGGAAAUUUUUAACUGCUCUUUCAAGAUUCUGAAAUUCCUGUAAAAGGCAGUUGUAACGUUUCUGCAAACAAGAAAAUUUCGUUUUCCAUACCUUAAUAUUACACUGAGAAAUGCACAAAGCCUCUUUUAACUCCAUCAUGGACCUUUUGUCAUUCUGAAUAUUUUUUGAACUCUUCGGAUGAGCUGUUUUUUCUAGUCUGUGAGAAACGGAGAAUUAUAUAGAAGUAUAUGUAUUUGAAUUAUAAAGCGUAAAAAGUGUAAAUUUAGUAAACUAUAUAAUUUUAUAUUAAAAAGCUUAAAUUUACACAAUGUAAAAUGGAAUGCGCGUAACAUUAAUUUCACAAUAUAAAAACUUCCUAAUUAAACAUUAAUUCCAAAUGUAUUUAUAUAUUUCAAUUUAGCAACGUACCAUUUUUCAGCAUUUACUAAAAAAAAAUG